This is a messenger RNA of Toxoplasma gondii ME49, 1842 nucleotides long. Its product is annotated as Memo family protein. The transcript has 13 exons. The record is from RefSeq and is a predicted model, not a curated record. Lineage: Eukaryota; Apicomplexa; Conoidasida; Eucoccidiorida; Sarcocystidae. Bases 756 to 1664 code for a protein of 302 amino acids.
UUUUUUGCGUCUUGCUUGCAGACAACCUCGGCUCACUCUCUGCGACUCUUCGCUUGCUCAUCGGCUGACAGCGGACGUCGUCCCCUUUUUUUCGUCCUCCCUUUUUGUUUUUUUUCCUUCGAUCCGAGGACGCCUUUCGUUCCGCCCACCUGUGGCGGCAUUUGUUCUUCUCACUUCCGGAUUUCUGGUUUUUUUCGCGACUUUUCUCCUCUUUUCGCGGCGAACUUUCGACUGCGUCUCCCUCAGCAGCCUCUGUCUCUCGUCGAGCUUGUCGCAGGAAGGAAGAGAUUUCAGGUUUCAGAGAACGAGAAACAGAGCAAACUUUUCUCGACUGCGGCUUUAUUUCAAACCUUUUUCGUCGCGUGGUUUUCCGUGACUUUUUUUCGAGACAAAGAAGACCUGUUCUUGCGGAGCUCCACUGUUCGGACGUCUCGUGCUCGGCGCCUCCGUCACGCGCUCUCGUUUUCUUCUUCGUUCCCCGUUCCUUCUUCUCUUCCACGUUCUCGAGUUGUCUUCUUCUCCUUCUUCCGCCGCUCUUUGCCACCGAUCUUGCCCGUGAGGUCUCGCGAAGAUGCGGCUGAAGACUUGAAAAGAAACUCGGAGAGAGAACGGAGAGAGAAGAAGACAAGAGAGCAGGCGAGAGGAGCGGAAGAAGGAGGACGGAGAGAGAGGAACGCGGACGAAGGAGCGAGGAGAAAAGGAGAACUAGAGAGGGAGGGGAGAACAAGGAAAAGAAGAAGACGAACUCCAGGACGAUGGCAGUCCGACGAGCUGCUCACGCCGGCAGCUGGUACAGCAGCGACCCUGGCGAACUCACGCAGUUGUUCGACCGAUGCCUGGCGACGGCGGAGAAAACUGAGGAGAAUGUCAUUGCGUUGAUUUGUCCACACGCGGGCUACGCGUACUGCGCAAGGACGGCGGCUUGGGCAUGGCGCCAGGUCUCUCCAGAGAAUGUCCGCCGCGUCUUCGUGCUCGGUCCUUCGCACCAUGUUUUCCUGCCUGGCUGCGCCCUGCCGGCCUCGUCUGUUCGCGCCUAUGCGACGCCGCUAGGCGACAUUUCUCUCGACACCGCAGUGCUUGAAACAUUGCGUAGCGCGAAGCUGUUCGAGACACUCGCUCUGCGAGACGACGAAGAGGAGCACUCGAUUGAAAUGCAGCUCCCUUUUCUCCGCCACAUUCUGCGAGGGAAAUCUUUCACUCUCGUCCCCAUCGUCGUCGGAGACCUUCGACCCUCCGGUCACGCAGCCGUCGCGAAGGCGCUUCGCCCAUACUUUCUGCAAGAAGGAAACCUUUUCGUUUUUUCUUCAGAUUUCUGUCACUGGGGGCGCCGGUUUCGCUAUUCGUACCUCCCGCCGGCGACAGCUUCGCUCCCCAUUUUCGAGCGCAUCGGCAUUCUUGACAAAGAGGGUGCGGCCCUGAUUGAACAGCAAGACCCUGCAGGUUUUCAAGAGUACUACGAGAGAACGGGCAACACCAUUUGCGGUCACAAUCCAAUUUCAAUUUUCCUGCAUCUCUUAGAGGCGAGUGGCAGGCCGCGGUCCGCGUUUAAGACGAAGCUUCUCGAUUACAGCCAGUCUUCGCAGGUGGAAAACGAGUCGUCGUCUUCUGUUUCCUACGCUGCAUUUGCUUCUUCGCUUUUGUCUCCCGCCCCCAGUCUCUCUUAGCCUGCCUCGGGGAAAGUGGCUGGCUUCGCAACCUGCCCGCAUGCAGGUGUAUCUCCUGAGGGAAGCAGCCUCGGUUUGCGUCCGUUCAAAACGCUCAAGAGCGGAGAGAUAUGACAACGCGAGAGAUAUUCAUAUGCAUAUAUAUCUAUAUAUACACAUACAUGCAAUACAUAUACAC